Molecule: messenger RNA, 756 nt
Organism: Phytophthora nicotianae INRA-310
Lineage: Eukaryota; Oomycota; Peronosporomycetes; Peronosporales; Peronosporaceae
Exons: 3
Coding region: 1-756 (251 amino acids)
Source: RefSeq, a predicted model, not a curated record
AUGACUGUAGCAACCAAGGCCGAUCAAAUGUUCCCCGUCAAGCUUGACAAGAACAUGAAGAAGCAAGGUCUCAUGAACGACGUCGUCAUCACCAUUAACCCCAAACUAUGGAAAUUCAGCGGAGAUUAUGCCUGUGCCAUGACCGCGUUCUACGAUAUGAAGGCUAAAUGCAGAUCAUGGAUUGAAAACAGAAAGUGGCUCGAGCAGGACUGGAGAAAAAUUGAUUCUGUGGUGGAACUUUUUGAUGUCGCAACGAACACUGCUGGACUAGUGCCGGAUGCUGUCCGUAUCCGGUACCAAGAGGUUGCCAAUGACGCUAUUUCAAAAUUUGCAUCCAGCCCACUGCGCACUACAUUUGUGACGCGUUCAAAUACGCUGUGGCUCGGAUUUGACAACAUAAUUGGUGCUCUAUGUCAAGGCUGGUUGAACGAUAGCGCUGUAGAUUUCUGUCUGGAGGCAAUUGUGGGAUCAAUUGGACAGUCGCUCAUGCUUUCAACCUUGUUGGGAGUGGUGGGCUGGCCAACAUCACCGAAGACACAAAUACUCUACACAAAGUUCAUCGUUCACCCAGUGAGUUUAAGUGCAAAUCACUGGGGUCUCAUAACGGUGCGUCUGUAUUGCGAUGUCGCGACUAAAACGCUACAGGUACAAGUGUUCAUUGGAUACCAGGUUACAAUAAGCCCGGUGGAGCGGAUCAAGACGCCGCAACAACCUGAUGCCAUCAGCUGUGGCGUCCUGGUCAUAGCACAAGCGUAG